AUGACAGCUAGUGGGGCAGGUCAAGAAAGCAUUACAUCUCAGAAAAAUUCUUCUGAGUACCAAGAAACAAUAAUAAUAAACCACCCUUCUGAAAUAUGCCAAGAUAGGGCUGAAUUAAGAGACCUCUCUCCUAAAUUAUGCCAUGAAAUAGCUUUAAUUCAAGACCAUUCUUCCAAAAUGUGUCGUCAUGAUAUGGGUGAAGCUGAAGACCUCUCUCCUAAAAUGUGCCAAGAAACAUCUAUAGGCAACAACCUUCCUUUUAGAACAUAUGAUGACAUAGCUUACAUGGAAGGAUGCUCUCUUGAUGCAAACACCAAACCAGGUGUGCCUAAAGGCUACACUCUUGAAACAGACCCAAGAGCUGAACCUAAUGAAGACACUACUGAGCAACAUCAAGAAAUAUCUGGAACUGAAAGCUUUUUUCCUAAAAUACAAGAUACAGCUGUGCCUAAAGAUCUUUCUACAAAAAAAAAAAAAAACAAAACAUUUGAACCUGAAUGCUUUUCUCAUAAAGCAUACAAGUUCUAUCCAGAAAAACCAAAACAAGAAGCAGAUGGGCCCCAAGGCCAGGAUCCUAAAGCAUACCAGGAAGAUGCUAAGGAUGUUUAUACUUUUCCUCAAGAAUGA
Artibeus jamaicensis (Jamaican fruit-eating bat) is the source of this 627-nucleotide messenger RNA. RefSeq names its product hemogen-like. Gene Ontology annotation, biological process: cell differentiation; regulation of osteoblast differentiation. The record is from RefSeq and is a predicted model, not a curated record. Gene Ontology annotation, cellular component: nucleoplasm. NCBI's taxonomy places the organism in Eukaryota, Metazoa, Chordata, Mammalia, Chiroptera, Phyllostomidae.